AUGUUGGAGCCGGCUUUCAACGUGCUACCUACUUCGAGGCUCGAAGCUGAAUUGCAGAUGCCAUAUCUACACGAGCCUGGUCAUGUAGACAUGCUCUACGAGACCAAUAACGACGUGCCCGAGACACGGUCGCGAAAAACUCUGCAGAUCUGUCGUUCGUGUGGCGCUGCGAUUAUGGACAAAUGUGCGGUAAUUCAAGAUCAAUGGGCCUGCUCUUUUUGCAAUACCUACAACCCUUUGCAGGAAAAAGCACCCAACACCCCGUACGAGGUAGAAAUCUCGAGUUUCCUGCCUGAGUCGAGCCCGUUGAGUGUCCAGAACGUACUGGUGCUAGACUUGUGUGUCAACGGCCCAAUAGAGCUCGAGUCGCUCAAGGAAGUCAUAAUUGCAAAAGUGUCAUCCUGUAGCCCUGAUGCUAGUUAUGGGCUUAUAACUCUAAAUUCUGGCGUGGUUAAGGUGCACUCAACGUCCACAGAAUGCAUUUUUUCUGCUGACGACAGCAGCACAGUGUCAAGGGCAAAAAAACUUGACGCACAACAAUUCAUUGAUAAAUUUCCACCGCUCAACGAGUUGUGGAUCACUAGCAGCCAGCUGAUAGACGCAGUAAACCGAUUGCAACCAGAAAAUUAUGGUAACGACCAAAGACCCAAACGAGCUUCGGGCUUGGCAUUUUUUGUCGCAAGUCUCUACUCACAUACACCAGAGUGUCCCGUGUCAGUGACAGCUUUCAUUAGCGGGCCUUGCACGGUGGGACCUGGAAAAGUUGUGCCCAAAAACAAAAAGUUUCAUAUCAGACAGCAUUACGAGCUCGAUGCCAAUCGUGACAAAUACUUUCAUUUUGCGAGGAGUUUUUACAAACAGCUCGUGGACAAGGUAGAAGUGCGUGUCUUUAUUUCUAAUUUGGAUCAAGUAGGCGUGGUCGAGCUAGCGCCAAUAUGUAUUGAAAUUGAUCAAUUCGACUCUUUCAGUGACGAACGGUUCCAAAAAUUGGCGCUGCGAUGGUGGCCUCACGAAGUCAGCCAUAAUGAAAUAAUAGUUUUUGCCCCCAAGGGAUUGCUUAUCGAUGGCUGUUUCGGCCUUGUCUCCAAGUUACAACCCUCACAACAAACGUAUAGCGACACGCCGUGUGGAGUGUCUGGAACAAAUCGUUGGCGGUCGUGGUCGUCAAGACCCUCUUUGUCGUUUUCCUUCCAAAUAGGCACUUGGGCUACUAAAGAAGAUUCUCUUGAUAUAGCACCUGUUCACUCAGUAGUGCAAAUUAAGCACAGCUUUGUGCGCAGCGGUAAGAAAUUUGUGAAGGUCGAUGCUGCGAUGAUUUUAACGACAAAUGCCAAUAUGUCAGGCGCGUGGUCUGUUCCCAAAAGUCUAAAUAUUCCGGUAGCACUUUCGUGUCUCAUGAAGCAGAUUGCGUACUCUCAGCUUGUCAAGAGCAAGACACAUGCGCUCGAUUUACAGGAAUGGCAGACCAAGAUAGACAAGCUGGCUGCCAGACACUGCAAGACACUUUCGAAAAACUACCCAAAAUUGGUGGAGUUUUUGUAUCACCUCAAGUGGACUGCGCUUUUGCAAAAGCGUAAUACUUCGCCAGAUGAGGCGGCCAUUUACCAACACACGAUAUUGUCUCAGAACAGAGAGAUCUUGGAGCUUCUAUGUAAGCCCCGUGUUAUCUUAUUCGCUGGUGGUGCUCAUUCUGAGGUUUCUGCUCUGAAUGAACAAAUGAUUCAAGAGAACGAGGCCAUGUGUGUGGAUUUCGGAACCCUUGUGCUUGUACGAUACCUGAAGGAUGGCAUCUCUCUGGAGAAGGCCCAAGAAAUGGGACAUUCAAUUCGUGCUACUCGAAAUCUGCCAGUCAGUUUCGAGAAGACGCUAGUACGAGGCAGCCAAGAUCGGUAUUUUAUAUCCAAACUAAUCCCAGAGGGCAAUUCCAACACAGAUGGUCUAUCUUUGGGCGAGUAUAAUGGAGUUGUGCGCAAACUAGCUACUUGUAUAUGA
Molecule: messenger RNA, 1992 nt
Organism: Lachancea meyersii CBS 8951
Lineage: Eukaryota; Fungi; Ascomycota; Saccharomycetes; Saccharomycetales; Saccharomycetaceae
Source: the annotation of a GenBank genome assembly